AUGAGCGACGCCCAAGCCAGCGACGCUGAGAAGAACAUUGAGAUAUGGAAGGUGAAGAAGCUGAUUAAACGCCUCGAGGCGGCUCGUGGCAAUGGCACCAGCAUGAUUUCGCUCAUCAUUCCCCCAAAGGAUCAGGUUUCCCGUGCGGCCAAAAUGCUGGCUGAAGAAUAUGGUACUGCAUCCAACAUCAAGUCACGAGUCAACCGACAGUCUGUGCUCUCGGCCAUUACCUCGACCCAGCAGCGUCUCAAGCUCUACAACAAGGUGCCUCCCAAUGGCUUGGUCAUCUACUGUGGUGAAAUUCUCACUGCCGAGGGCAAGGAGCGAAAGGUCAACAUUGACUUCGAGCCCUUCAAGCCCAUCAACACGUCCCUGUACCUCUGCGACAACAAGUUCCACACAGAAGCCCUCGCCGAGCUGCUCGAGUCCGACCAGAAGUUCGGUUUCAUCAUCAUGGACGGUAACGGCGCCCUCUUCGGCACCCUGAGCGGAAACACUCGUGAGGUCGUUCACAAGUUCUCGGUCGAUCUCCCCAAGAAGCACGGCCGUGGUGGCCAGUCCGCCCUUCGUUUCGCCCGUCUUCGAGAGGAGAAGCGACACAACUACGUCCGCAAGGUCGCCGAGUUGGCGGUGCAGAACUUCAUCACCAGCGACAAGGUCAACGUUGCCGGUAUCAUUCUUGCUGGUUCGGCCGACUUCAAGAACGACCUCAACGCCUCGGACAUGUUCGACAACCGAUUGCAGUCCAAGGUCAUCAAGGUUGUUGACGUGUCAUACGGUGGCGAGAACGGCUUCAACCAGGCCAUCGAGCUGUCCGCUGAGACUCUUGGCAAUGUCAAGUUUAUCCAGGAGAAGAAGCUCAUCGGCAAGUACUUUGAGGAGAUUUCGCAGGAUACUGGCCGUGUUUGCUUCGGUAUCGAUGAUACCCUCAAGGCCUUGGACCUCGGUGCUGUCGAGACCCUGAUAGUGUUUGAGAGUCUCGAGAUCACCCGCUGGGUCCUCAAGGAUAGCCAGGGAAGCGAGGUUAUCCUCCACACCACCAAGGAGCAGGAACAGAACAACCGCGAGAAGUUUAUGGACAAGGAGACAGGCCAGGAGAUGGAAAUCGUCUCGCAGGAAUCGUUCCUCGAGUGGAUUGCCGAACACUACCGCGACUUCGGUACGACUCUCGAGUUUGUGUCGGACAGGUCAACCGAGGGCAACCAGUUCGUCAAGGGCUUCGGUGGUGUGGGCGGCAUCCUGCGCUACAAGGUCAACUUUGAGCAGCUGGCCGACCUCGACGAGGAUGAUGAUGACUUUUACGACGAUUGA
Messenger RNA from Scedosporium apiospermum, 1311 nucleotides. RefSeq lists its product as uncharacterized. The transcript has 4 exons. Gene Ontology annotation, biological process: cytoplasmic translational termination. Gene Ontology annotation, molecular function: sequence-specific mRNA binding; translation release factor activity, codon specific. The coding region runs from base 1 to 1311 and encodes 436 amino acids. Gene Ontology annotation, cellular component: translation release factor complex; cytosol. NCBI's taxonomy places the organism in Eukaryota, Fungi, Ascomycota, Sordariomycetes, Microascales, Microascaceae. The record is from RefSeq and is a predicted model, not a curated record.